CGAAAAUGUACUUUGUAUAAUUUUUUGCUGUUGUUUCCUUCAUUAUAAAAAUGAAGAAAGAUUAGUACAGAGAUCAGUUGUGCGGUAAACUUUGCAAACGUCGGGCCAGACACUCUCUGCCCAUCCAUCCCCCUGAAAUGGAGUUACUAAACACUUUUAGAUAUAUAUUCCUGAUCGUAUCCCUAAGCCUCGUGGAAAUCAAUGCGGGAGUUCCCUAUCGACCCUCAUACGGGUACGACCAUCAAUUCUGUAUGGAUACAGUGACAGGACGACAGCUGUACGUGGGUGAGGUCUUCACCAGGCCGGGUCAGUGCAUUCGGAUACAGUGUUUGGGGACACUGCAACUCUGGGAGGAUAGCUGCCUGGUACCAAAACUAUCAAAGGGUAACUGCCGUCCCGUUCAACCCGAGGAAGAAAAUCUGGAAUAUCCCCGAUGCUGCCCACUGUACGAGUGCAAAAGCUAUCAGUCACAUGCGGGAGGUACAGUGGAGCAAACAACCACCUACGACCACUAUGGCACUGUGCGCCGAUCCCACGUCACGGAGGUGAUAGUGAUCAACAAGAGGCCCCCACAGGGAUCGCCAGUGAACCUGGAUAACCCCUCAGCACCUUCGCCGCGCAAGUAUCAGGUGUAAUGCUAUGCCUAUGGUGCCCACUGUGAUUGUGUGAGCUUAUUCCUAGUUAGUCUAUCUUAAAAAACUUAACGAAAAAAUACAACGGCAAGGAUGUUUCCUGUGUUUGCCAAAAAAAAAAAAAAAUAUUUUAUUAUAUAACAAUAAACGAAUCUAAAUAUCA
Drosophila ananassae is the source of this 795-nucleotide messenger RNA. RefSeq lists its product as uncharacterized. Lineage: Eukaryota; Metazoa; Arthropoda; Insecta; Diptera; Drosophilidae. The record is from RefSeq and is a predicted model, not a curated record. Bases 138 to 635 code for a protein of 165 amino acids. The transcript has 3 exons.